Molecule: messenger RNA, 586 nt
Organism: Sitodiplosis mosellana (orange wheat blossom midge)
Lineage: Eukaryota; Metazoa; Arthropoda; Insecta; Diptera; Cecidomyiidae
Gene: mRpL27
Product: 50S ribosomal protein L27
Exons: 3
Coding region: 89-526 (145 amino acids)
Biological process (GO): translation
Cellular component (GO): mitochondrial large ribosomal subunit; ribosome
Molecular function (GO): structural constituent of ribosome
Source: RefSeq, a predicted model, not a curated record
UGUCAAUGGAAAUUUCAUAACCUCACUUUUGAGUGAGAUACAGUAUCAAAUUCAUACCGCAAAUAAGUGAAAAUUAGUUGUUUAAAUCAUGAAUUAUCUCGCUAAAGUUUUGGAUUCCAGCGCUAAAACUCUGUUGAAUGGAGAAUCAUUCAUUUUAAAUCAGAUUCGUGGGAAAAAGGUGAAGGCAAAGGGAAGUACAAGAAAUGCGCCUCGGCACACACGUCCAAAACAUCGCGGUUGGAAAGUUCACGACGGCGACUAUGUGUCCGCCAACAAAAUCUUGGUCAUGCAAAUGAACCUACGAUUUCAUCCAGGAUUGAAUGUUGGAAUGGGCAAAAACGGUACACUAUUCGCAUUGCAAGAAGGCCGUGUUGUGGUAACAUCUGAUCAAUUCAACCCGAACUGGGAUCAUACUUGGGUGCAGAGAAUAUAUGCUGGCAGAGAGGAUGAAGCUAUUUUUAAAAAGUAUUUCAAUGUUAUACCAUUCAAGCAGCACAACCGUUUUAAAUUGAUCGAUGAAAUCUAAUAAAUCUAUUGUUAUUUUCCAAACACAAACAUAGAAUAAAUCGAAUAUUAUUGUAGUGUA